This is a messenger RNA of Drosophila obscura, 2600 nucleotides long. Its product is annotated as segmentation polarity homeobox protein engrailed. The record is from RefSeq and is a predicted model, not a curated record. The transcript is spliced from 3 exons. Gene Ontology annotation, biological process: multicellular organism development; regulation of transcription by RNA polymerase II; neuron differentiation. The coding region runs from base 202 to 1962 and encodes 586 amino acids. Gene Ontology annotation, molecular function: RNA polymerase II cis-regulatory region sequence-specific DNA binding; DNA-binding transcription factor activity, RNA polymerase II-specific. NCBI's taxonomy places the organism in Eukaryota, Metazoa, Arthropoda, Insecta, Diptera, Drosophilidae. Gene Ontology annotation, cellular component: nucleus.
GUAGCAGAGUAGCAGAGUAGUAGAAAGUGUACGAAAACAAUAACAGACGUAGCAAGUAGCAAGAAGCCAGUAGCAGGAGUACGAAACGAUAAACCAAGUGCAAGCCAAGUGCAUCGCGAAUCGUGUGACUAGAGAGUGAAGUCUCCAUUAGGCGCUACCGACAAGCGACAGACAAGUGCGUGGCUCCGUGGUUCCCAACAAAUGGCCCUUGAGGAUCGCUGCAGUCCACAAACAGCGCCCAGUCCACCAGGUUAUCCCUACGCCACCACCAGCAUCAGCAGCACCAGCACCAGCAGCAUCAUCACCGCCCUCGACAUGAGUCUGCAGCAUCCCCAGCAGAGCCCGCCACCCGCGCCGGUGGCCGCGCUCUACCAUCAGCAGCAGCAACAGCUGCAGCACCUGCACCAGCUGCAACAGCUCCAGCAGCUCCACCAGCAGCAGCUGGCUGCCAGUGCCGGUGUCUUCCCCCAUCCGGCAGUGGCCUUCGAGGCGGCAGCAGCCGCCGCCCACGCGGCUGCACUGCAGCAGCGUCUGAGCGCCAGCGGUUCGCCUGCUUCCUGCUCCACACCCGCCUCGUCCACGCCACUGACCAUCAAGGAGGAGGAGGGCGACUCCAUUAUGGGCGACGGCAGCUUCCACAACCAGACGCACACCACCAACGGCACGGCCACCGAGGAUGAGGACGACGACGACAUCGAUGUGGAUGUGGAUGACACGGCUUCCGGACGCCUGCCCCCGCCAGCCCAUCAGCAGUCCACGGCCAAGCCCUCGCUGGCAUUCUCCAUCUCGAAUAUCCUCAGCGAUCGCUUCGGAGACGCACCCAAGCAGCAGAAGCAGCCGGGAUCCGGAUCCCCAAACGCCUCGCUGGAGUCCCAGGCCGCUGCUGCGGCCGCGGCUGCUAGCAUUUUCCGGCCUUUCGAGGCCAGUCGGGCAGCCGCCGCCACGCCCUCCGCCUUCACGCGGGUGGAUCUACUGGAGUUCAGUCGGCAGCAGCAGGCAGCCGCCGCUGCAGCCACCGCCGCCAUGAUGAUCGAGCGGGCAAACUUUCUCAACUGCUUCAACCCGGCCGCCUACCCACGCAUCCACGAGGAGAUCGUCCAGAGCCGACUGCGCCGCAGCGCCGCCAACACGGUGAUCCCGCCAGCCUCCAAGAUGAGCGAACCCUGCGCGGAGAAGUCCGCCCUGGGCUCCCUUUGCAAGACCGUCUCCCAAAUCGGUCAGCCCACCAUGACCACGACCUUGCCCCCGCAGCUGAGCAGCUCCAGCAGUCUGGCCAACAACCUGGCCAGUCCGCCGCCCGCCUCGAACGCCUCCACGAUCAGCUCCACCUCGACGGCGACCAGCUCCUCAUCCUCCAGCUCCUCGGGCUGCUCCUCGGCCACCAGCUCCCUGAACUCCUCGCCCAGCAGUCGCCUGGGCGGCAGUGCAGCGGCCAAUGCCAGCAGCCCCCAGCCCCAGCCGAUACCACCACCCUCCGCCGUGAGCCGCGACUCUGGCAUGGAGUCCUCGGACGACACACGCUCCGAGACGGGCUCCACGACCACCGAGGGCGGCAAGAACGAGAUGUGGCCCGCCUGGGUCUACUGCACCCGCUACAGCGAUCGUCCCAGCUCAGGACCCCGCUACCGCCGCCCCAAACAGCCAAAGGACAAGACCAAUGAUGAGAAGCGACCCCGCACGGCCUUCUCCAGCGAGCAAUUGGCCCGCCUCAAGCGUGAGUUCAAUGAGAAUCGCUAUCUGACGGAACGGCGACGCCAGCAGCUGAGCGGAGAGCUGGGCCUGAACGAGGCCCAGAUCAAGAUCUGGUUCCAGAAUAAGCGGGCCAAGAUCAAGAAGUCGAACGGCUCCAAGAACCCCCUCGCCCUCCAGCUGAUGGCCCAGGGACUGUACAACCACACGACGGUGCCACUGACCAAAGAGGAGGAGGAGCUCGAGAUGCGCAUGAAUGGCCAGAUCCCCUAAAAAGGGGGGCGUGCGUGCCGAGGGGGUGUGUGCAAUACAAAUGAUGGGUUGGGGUUGGGGUGUACAAAUGGUUCUCAUGUGAUAUAAUUGUAAUAUAUUAUCUAUCAGCUAGCCUAUACAUUAAGUUAUAUAACUAGCAAAUUCGAUAUGUAAGUUGUUGGCGUAUUUAUUUAAACCAUCCCGGAGAGAUGGCGGACAGCGGAAAGUAUUAUGCUAUAUCCGAAAUCAAUCCCAAAUCUAAUAUUCUUCUAACACCUAAAAAAGCUUCAACUUUCAAGCGUUUAUUCCUACACAAAAGAUACAUGUAAUGGAAAGUACUUUAUAUAUAUGCACCUAUGAUAUGUAUCGUCUAUUUAAUCUCUGUAAAUUAAGUAACUUAACUGUUCCCCUUAGCUUAAUUUUGUAGUUUAAAUACAGCCCCACAGAGGAUAGCUAUGAAUGAGUAUUUUUAGUUCUUAAGUCGGCAAAAGUAAAGUCUUGUUAUGGAUCCAAUAAGAGCGCACAAAAGAGAUGCAACAAAAAUAUUUGAAAGAAAAUUCCAAGGAAAUGCAUGUGCUAAAACAAGUUCAAGAAAAGAAAAUCUAUACAAAACAUAUAAAAAAAUGAAUAAAAAAAGAUUUAAAAAAUGUUAAAACAAA